AUACCUACACGCUUGGAUAGGAGCGAGGUCCCACUCACCGCCGUCUCUCCGCCCCGCUCCUCCCGCCCUCCUUCGUUGGAUUGCACUGCGGAGCUUUGGCUCGUCGGAACCCAACCAUCACCACAACCACAACCACCACUGCCGCCGCCAUCCAUUUCCCACGCCAUGGCCGAUCGAGACCUCACCCCGGCUUCGAAGAUCCCGCCCCAAGCCGUGCCCAACGCGCAGCCAUCCCCGUCACCACGCUCCCCGCCCGCACCGCUCAACAUGUCGGGCAGCUCGCACUCGAGCAACCACCGCUCCAGCUUCGCCGAGAACAUGCGCGGCAUGCCCGUCUCCCCGCGUGCUUCCAGACAGCCCUCUCUCUCCCAGCAGGCCCUCCAGGACCUGCUCAACAACCCACCCACGCUCAAGGCCGCCGAGCCCAAGUUUGCGGGAAGGGAUUGGCGCACGCUCAAAGUUGGAGAGAUUGUCAGAGAGGACCAAAAUGGCGGGCAUGUGCGCUUUGUGCAGUAUGAUACCAGUGUGGAGGAGGCUACCAAUCUCCUUGUUCAAUCUGGUUCACCAAACGUCGUGCUACUCCGCGAGGACGAAAACUCGAGCACCGCCACGGGAACGUUUGACUACUCGGAUCUGAACGCAUAUCUUCUCCUCGUCGUUGGGCUUGCCCACCCUGAUGAAGCAGAUGUGGCUUCCUUUGACGAGCUGGCCAAAAAAGGCCGCGAAGGCAAGCCGAUUCCCCUCAAAGAUGUCAAGGAUCUGGGCAAAAAGGAGCCACUCAUCACACUCCCUGCGUCUGCGGAUCUGACAAAGGUCAUGGAGGUAUUUGGCAGCGGAGUGCACAGGGUGUUGGUUGCUGAAGAGGGGACCACUGAUGUUAUAGGCGUGCUCACCCAAUUGAGACUCGUAAGGUUCUUUUGGGAAAACAGGCAGAGUUUCCCUGCUGUGGAUCAGCUGUAUCCCCAGCUGAUCAAGGAUCUGAACCUAGGGAGCCACGCAGUGUUGGCUAUCAAUGGAGACAAGCCCCUGGCUACUGCUCUUGAACUCAUGCACAAUGAGGGAGUAACAUCUCUUCCCGUUUUGGAUGCUCAGAACAACGUCAUUGGCAACAUAUCUCAUGUAGAUGUCCGACUCCUCACCAAAUCCACGUCUCUCCCCCUCCUUCGCUCCUCAUGCAUCCAUUUCAUUUCCGUCAUCCUCUCUGAACGCGGCGUAAACGACGGUCAAGACUCGUUCCCCGUUUUCCACAUCACACCAUUCUCGACCCUCGCCCACACUGUGGCCAAGUUGGUCGCAACGCGCUCGCACCGAAUGUGGGUCGUCGACUCGGCAUCAUCCCCCGCGUCCUCGGGUCCUCCCACCCCAGCCGCCACUCCUGCAGUCUUCAUGCCACAGUCCCCUUCCGCUCCCACUUCCACUUCCACUACUACCACCACCUCUUCCUCUACCUCAUCCCUCCCCAUUCCCGUGACCCCUUCCGUCCCCCCCGUGGCUAUCAACUCGCCCACACCUACCCACCUCAACUCAAGCGCCGUCGCCCCCGCCAUCUCCGCAUCUGCCAUUCCUGUGCAGGGCGGUAGCAUGUCCGGCCGUCUCUCCGGCGUCAUCAGCCUCACGGAUAUCCUGAAUCUGUUUGCGCGCGCGAGUGGGUUGCACCCGCAUGAUCCCGAUGAGGCACGUCGUGCGAGGAGGAGGAGCAGCAGUUCCAGCAUGCGGAGGAGCAUGGACAGUUCGCGCAGCGAGAGUAUGGGCAGAAGUGGGGUUGCGCUUUUGGGUGGCGGCGGCGGUAGGAGGAGCAGUGUGAGUGAGAGGGAAAGGGAGAGGAACCCAUCGGUUGGCGGUGCGGCGCCGACGGGGCUGGGAAUCACGAGAGAGAGGGGACGAGAGUAAUAUUCCUUUCUUGGUCUCACUUUUGGAUGCAUAGAAUUCAUUGGCUUCUUGGGGGGGAAGCUUGAUGAGGGUUGUUGUCGUGUUGAUUUCUGGGUUUGAGCGUGUUUCCUUUUUUCUCUUCCUUGUCCAUUUGUAAAGUGUACCCC
Periconia digitata is the source of this 2036-nucleotide messenger RNA. NCBI's taxonomy places the organism in Eukaryota, Fungi, Ascomycota, Dothideomycetes, Pleosporales, Periconiaceae. The record is from the annotation of a GenBank genome assembly.